AUUUACUCAUUCACCAGGGACCUUAUCGUUGUUGCGUGUAAUAUGGCCGACUCGUCGUCCGCGUCGGUAGCCUGCCCCAAAUGCGGCAGCGCCAUCACGCCCAACGACAAAGUGUGCAUCUACUGCGGCACGAAGUCGGUGUCGCCGACGCGCCUCGGUCGGCGCCGUCGGUCGCCGUCGCCGCACCGGCGUCCGUGCCUGCGCCGCCAGCCUCGGCGCCAAGCCGCCGCCCGGUUGUGCCCACGACGCGCCGCGUCUCAUCGAACGACAACAUGCGCGACUCAAUGGACCGCCUCACCGACGACAUUGCCGAUCUCCAGAAGCUCUGGGUGCCCGAUGACUUCUCGGACGACUGCAUGGACUGCGGCAAGCGCUUUGGCUUUCCCCAGCCGCGCCGCCACCACUGCCGCGUGUGCGGCAAGCUCUUUUGCCGCGAGUGCGUCAUGAACAAGAUGUGCGUCCCGCCGUCGUUUGGCUACGGCGACAAGCCCCAGCGCUGCUGCAAGAGCUGCACGAUCUCGCUCCAGAUGAAGGCCAUCAAGCAGCCCGCCGACGUCUUCAACCAGCGCCAGCAAAUGACGGCCGCGCGCGGUAUGGCCGUGAUCGCGGCGCCGGCCUCGGCCUCGUCGUCCGACUCGGCGGCGCCGACGCUCGCAGCCAACGUGCCCAAGCCGACGCCCAACAUGCGGACGCUCGCCAACACGGUCAUCGCGACGAGCCGCAUCAAGUCGGGCUCGGACACGAACAGCGUCAACCUCAACGAUUUCGCGACCAAGAACCCGACGCAAGUCGCGCGCGCCGAGCAAAGGAGUGCCAGAUCUGUUUCCGGCAGUUUGCGAUUGGCCGCCGCGCGUACCACUGCCAGCGCUGCACGCGCUCGGUGUGCAACGGCUGCUCGCAAGGCCAGAAGCCAAUCCCGGAGCUCGGCUUUGCGGCGCCCGUCAAGCACUGCAACAACUGCAUGUCCAAGCCGCCGGCCUUUGCGUCCAUGGAAGUCGAGGGCUGCACCGAACCGCUUCCAGGCUUCGAGUUCCUCUCCAAGCUCGACAUCAAGAUUGGCGUCGCGGACGCCGGUGGCGAGACCGAGACGUACAACGUCGACGCGUUCUUCGAGCCCAACGCCGCGCACGUCAAGGCGCUUGGCGAGACGCUCCGCGCGUCCGACAUUGAAGCCGCGAAGGAGUACAACCUCACGCGCAAGCGCAGCAUGGCCGACUUUGAGUGGCUCGCGAAUGCCCUCGGCGAGAAGAUCACGGCCAAGGCGCUCCCGGCCUUUCCCGAGAAGCGCGUCGCGCGCUCGGCCAAGAAAGCCCAGUCGCUCCAGGUCUUCCUCUCGGGCUGUCUCGUGCACCCGCUGUACCGCGACUGCGAUGCGCUCAAGGCCUUCUUUGGCUUGACGAACGACCAGUUCCGCGCGUUCAAGAACGCCGGCGCCAACACGGAGCUGCGUGUGGCGAAGGAGUACAGCGACGUGGUCGUCUGGCUCCAGCUCAAGAUGGAGCAAGAGCAGAUGGAGAACAAGCUCGCGACGCUCUUGAAGCGCAAGAAGGACAACGAAGAUCGUGUCUCGAAGCAGGCCGCGCGCAAGCGCGCCCACGACGCCCGCGCGGUCUCGCAGCUCACGCGCCGCGAGCUCAUCAACAAGCGCCACGAAGCGCUCGUUGCCCGCAAGGCGACCCAGGAGGCCCGCAUGGCUCGCGAGAAGGAGCGCCUCGAGAUCCAGCAAGCGUCCGUGCACAUUGUGUACGACGACACCAAGGCCGACGAGGCCGAGCGGGCGCUCGAAGAGGACGUGCGCCAGAAGGAAAAGGUCGAGUUCCUCAAGUCCAAGGACGCGUUCCAGAACGACACGACCGAGUGGAACAAGGACAUGGCGCAGUGGUCGCGCCAGCGCGCCGACUGGUCGGACCACCACAACCCGCCCGUCUCCAAGAUGAUUGCGAACGAGUGGAUCGUCAAGGCCUUUGGCAUCUCGUUCCAGUUCCAGCAGCUCGGCUUGGACGCGGCGAUCCCGAAGGAGCUCACGGCGCUCCACGUCAAGGUGCAGCAGCUCCAGGACGCCGAGCCCUCGACGCUCGAAGCCGAAGGUGUCGCGCUCGACGACGAGUGGAGCGAGCUCAGCAAGGAGCGCGACCACUGGGCGCAAGACCGCACCAACAUGAAGCGCGAAGACGACAUGUGCCGCGACGAGGACGUGCGCUACAAGCUCGAACACGAGCACGUGCUCAUGUACCGUGAGUGCCGCCAAGACAAGAUGUCGCGCAUCGAACGCGACCUCGAGGCGCUCGACAUGGAGAUCAAGUCGCGCAACAAGGCGUACUCGCAGCGCAAGCUUCGCCACGAAGCCCUCGACAAGGAGUAUGAGCUCGAGUGGAAGAAGGCGCAGGAUGCGCGCAUGGAGUACACGUCCUUGCGCAUGGCGCAGCACGGCGACCGCAUCACGCGCGCCAAGAAGCGCUGCGAGACGCUCGCGGAGCAGCUCGCGCGCCAGCAAAAGUCGCAGCGCCUGCUCAUGUUCAAGCGCGCGGCGAUGAACGAGGAGCGCGAUGCGGACACGAGUGUCUUUACCGAGCACAAGGACGGCUGCAAGGCCGCGGUCGAGGCCGCCAAGUCGGCGCUCGCGAUGGCGCCCGAGUACGUCAACCGCCUCAACGGCGACGUCGACAUCAACUCGGAAGAGACGUCGGACAUUGUGGCCUCCAACUACCGCACGCCGAUGGAGGGCGACGACGUCGACGAGCGCGAUCACUUUAUGAACGACGUGCGCGCGCGCCGCGCGCAGUUCCAGGCCGAGCUCGACGCGCAGCAGAGCCACUUGGCGUCCGAGCACGAGGUGUGCCAGUCGCUCCUCGACCGCAUCUCGGGCUUCAUCACGCGCCUCUCGGACGAGACGGUCACCGCGAGCAGCGAAGACGUGCUGAUCGCCGAGUACCAUGCGUUCCUCGAGAACGAGAAGCGCCUCGUCGACGACGAAGAGGCGUGCCGCGAGCAGAAGAAGGCGUACCUCUCGUCGCUUAUGACGGACGCGGGCAACUGGGUCCUCGAUGCGCUCCACGACCACUCGAAGCGCAAGAAGCGCGAGGCUGACCGGCUCGUCAAGCAAGCGGUCCGCGCGUCCGAGCUCCAGCGGCUCGUGCAGCACUUUACGCACCGCGUCAUUGAGCAGGAGGAGCGCAUCAUGCGCCAGAAGCAGCGCAUUCUCCAGGGCGAGCACAAGCUCGAGAUGCUCAAGAGCUCCGACUCGUGGUUCCUCUACGUGACGGUGCACACGCCCGACAUUGGCAAGCACGACGCCAAGUGCCUCGAGACGGCGCGCAAGGAGCGUGAGGAAGACAUGGUCCAGGGCGGGAAGCUCCUCAACGAAGACGAGUCGGACGUCAACUCGGUCACGUCCGAGCUCGAAAAGUCCAAGGCGUGUGCGGACGAGAAGGCGGUCAAGCGCGACGUGUGGGCGUACGUCGAAGACGUCUACAACGUCGAGAAGCCGCAGGAGAAGGACGAGGACAUGAUGAUGACGUCGCAGAUCCGCGGGCUCGUCGCGCAGCUCGGCGAAACCUUUGAGAUGCUCACGAACCGCCUCGCCGAGGAGGACGAGUCGCUCCAGCACGCGUACGCCAACCUGUGCUCGGAGGUCGAGUCGAUCAAGUGCUUUAUGGAGCGCAUCGAGUCGGAAGAGUCGGCGCUCUCGACCGCCGAGAAGGCGUCGCUCCAGAAGGAGAUCCAAGUCCGCAAGGCCGAGUCGGACCUCAUUGAGCAGCGCGCGCGGGCGCUCAACUCGAACUACAAGUCGAUCGCGUCCGAGCACGCGAAGCUGCCGGUGGCCUUUGACGGUGUGCGCAAGACACGAGCUGAGCGCGAAGUGCCGCUCAAGCUCCGCGAGUCGGAGCUCGACGUGAUCCGCCGCCUCGUCAAGACGCGCAACUACUACGACCGCAAGACGUGCGCCGAGUUUGCCAAGAAGUUUGUGCCGGGCAUGGACAUGAAGGAAGUGCGCGACACGCUCGAUUGGCUCCUCGUCGCCGUCGACGGCGACAUCAAGGCCGUCGACCGCUGGAUGGACCUCUCCAAGGGCGAGCGCAAGGAGAUGUCGCUCAUCGCGACCAAGGCGAGCGAGAUCGACUGGAGCGCCGACAUGCUCACGAAGAUUCCCGCCUUCAUUGACGUCGACCAGAUGAUCAAGGAGAAGGGCGCGCAAGCCGUCCACGCCAAGGAGCAGUGGGUCGUCGACCUCAUCAACGUCAAGCGCGCGAUCGCGUCCAAGGACAAGGACCUGUGCUUUGUCAUUGACGAGACGCUCUCGGCGGCAAAGAAGGAAGAGGCCAAGGUCGCGAACGUGCUGGACAAGCUCAAGGCGAGCAAGGAAGAGGUCAUCAACACGCUCCGAUUCAUCGACCAGGAGGAAGCCAACGCCGUGCGCAGCGGCAAGCCGCUUGAGGUCGAGACCGUCGCGCCCACCGUGGUGUACCAGUCGAACCGCAAGCCCAUGCAGCGCGUGGCCAAGGCGGCCGUCGCUGCGGUGGCCCUCGCGGCCGUCACUGAAGCCGCUGUCCCCGAAGAGCAGGAGACGGCGGCGGCGACGACGCCGGAAGAGGUGACCCCCGAGGUGCAAGAGACGCCCGUCAAGUCGGACGAAGAAGCUCAAGUCGUCAUGUCGAGCGAAGGCGUGGCGGUUGAGAUGACUAUCUAGAAGGUUGCAAGUACAGUACUGCGUAACUGUCUAUAUAUAAAGUAUAGUGUGUUGAUGACAAUA
Messenger RNA from Saprolegnia parasitica CBS 223.65, 4750 nucleotides. RefSeq lists its product as hypothetical. Bases 962 to 4687 code for a protein of 1241 amino acids. The record is from RefSeq and is a predicted model, not a curated record. Gene Ontology annotation, molecular function: phosphatidylinositol binding. NCBI's taxonomy places the organism in Eukaryota, Oomycota, Saprolegniomycetes, Saprolegniales, Saprolegniaceae. The transcript has 2 exons.